AUGCCCAUCAAAAAUACCAGAUUGAAUAUAAAGAAUGAACAGUUUAUCAAUGUUAUUGAUAGAUGCUUAGUUCCAAAACUUGCCAAAUUUUACGAAGAAGCUGAUGAAUAUCCCGAGUUUCAAACAAGGAAUAAUUACUUAGGUGAUAAUUUCCCAAUAAUACUCAAAAACUUACAGAACUUUACCAAAAACGAGUUGCAAAAGAAUCCAACUGGAGUUGCUAUUUUAAUAAUCUUGUAUUAUGAAUUGAACUCUAAUGCAAAAUGGAAUACACCUCGCCUUACAGACAUUGCCAAGAAAUUGAAUGAAGUAUUCAUAAAGAUUACCGAUAUAUCCUUAGAGUCAGUCUUUAUCAGUAAUAAUAGUUUUGACUCAGAAAUAGUAUUCUAUGAAUGUUUUGAAAUGCUUCACUUGAAAUUAACUUCCGACAAUAUCAGAUUGUACCCAACACAAGUUUUAGUAUACUGCAAAUUAUUGGAAAAUAUACAAAAUUACUAUAUGGCUUUAAUACCCUCGAAAAUAUUUCCAAUUACUUUACUCCUUAUAGAGGAUUCAUCAAAUUUCUAUAAAAGGAAAGGAUUACAUUGUUGUUCAGUCUUAUUAAAGUGUCUGAAAACUGAAGAUUUUAAAAAUGGCAACUAUUAUGAAGUAAUAUUUAAAACCUUGAUCAGAAACCUAUGUGAAAAAGAUCUCGAUCUUUUAAAAUUAACACUGUCAAGUAUUCUUCAAUUAUGCAAAAUAUUACCCGAAUUUAUCAAGAGUAACAAGUUAGACGAAUUGUAUAUCAGUUGCUUGGAUCAAAUUUCAAUGGAAUCAAAUUUAUAUAGGAAGGUGGAAUAUUUUAAUUUCAUUAGUAAUGUUAUCACUAUUCACAAGGAAAAGUGUUGCAACAAGAGUUUAUUCAAACAUAUUGUGUAUCAAAACUUAGACAUAUGCACCAACACAACAGUGAUAGAAAUUAUAUGUAAACCUCUCCUUUUAUGUCUGGAACAAUGGAUUGUUUACUGCUGGCCAGUGUGGAAAUACAGUUUAGACCACAAAAUGCUUUCAUCUCUUCUUAAAGUGUUAUAUGUAUGUAAAGAAGAGAUUUUGGUAAACCUAAUACAAAAAAUUAUUGUUAUUUUGAUCUCUCUAUGUACACCAAUUGAACAAAAGCAGUUAUUACACCACUUGGAGAAAUAUCAAGAUAUUCAAUGUGAUUUUUAUAGUAAUAAAGUAGAAAAAAUAAUAUCAGUUUUUAAGAUGUAA
Molecule: messenger RNA, 1248 nt
Organism: Leptosia nina
Lineage: Eukaryota; Metazoa; Arthropoda; Insecta; Lepidoptera; Pieridae
Source: the annotation of a GenBank genome assembly